Molecule: messenger RNA, 1417 nt
Organism: Drosophila ficusphila
Lineage: Eukaryota; Metazoa; Arthropoda; Insecta; Diptera; Drosophilidae
Product: serine hydrolase-like protein
Exons: 4
Coding region: 373-1413 (346 amino acids)
Source: RefSeq, a predicted model, not a curated record
CAAGAAAAUAAUAAUUAAAUCAGACCAUUCGUUGAAAGUAAUGGGGACAUUAUCGUUGAGCGAUAAUAUGCAGAUAAUACACGAAGUGGUGCCACAAUUUCUGGACCGAGUCUAAAAGCCAUUGCCGGGCAAAGUGCAAAAGCCGUUAAGAUGAAAUGUUUGUCAUUGAAAGAUAUGACGAAAAAAUCGAUAAAGCGAACCAGUCGGUAAACAGCUGUCGCAGCGGAAAGAAGCAAAAUUCUGUAGUUCCAAAAUUUUAACUGAAAAUUCUAUGUUUUGGCUAAAUACGUAAGAUAAUUUUGAACGUGGUACCACCAUUAUUGGAUCAAGUGUUAAAGUUUCCGACGGGCAAAGUUCAGAAGGCCGGUCGUGAUGGGAACUUUGUCGUUGAGCGAUUUUGAGGAGGUAAGAAUCCCGGCACCUUGGGGUCACAUCUCAGGUCGUUGGUAUGGUAACCGCAAUGAGCGACCGAUUCUGGCGAUUCACGGAUGGCUGGACAAUCUGGGCACCUUCGAUCGCCUGAUUCCCCUGCUGCCGGAUUACAUCGGAGUUCUCUGCAUCGAUCUCCCCGGGCAUGGAAGGUCAUCUCACCUGCAGCCGGGAAUGCACUACAGUAUUUACGAUUACGUCUUCAUAAUUCCCCGCGUGAUGAAGGAGUACGGCUGGACUAAGGUUUCCCUGAUGGGUCAUUCCUUGGGGGGCAUAAUGAGCUUCAUGUACGCAUCACUGGCCCCACACACGGUGGACAUGGUGAUCUCCUUGGACAUUUUGCUGCCCAAGCCAUUGGUAGAUCCCGGAGCAGCACUUUUUGAAGCGGCCAGAGACAUGGAAAAACACUUGGUGGAAGAGGAUCGCCAAGAACAGAGUAAUCUGCACGAGCCCCCGUCGUAUACGCUAUCUCAGUUGACCAAAGUCCUCGCCAAAGGGAGCUCCAAUUCUGUGACCACCGAGUUCGCCAAGCACCUCCUCCACCGCCAGGUGGCGAAGUCGCAAUUGUAUCCAGACAGAUUCUACUUUUCCAGGGACGGAAGAGUCAAGUACUACCACUCCAUCUUCAUAGAACCCGGACUUGCUGCCGAGAUGGCCAAGAGGAUCCGAAGAAAGCCUUACCUGAUCAUAAAAGGAUCGAGGUCUUACUACGUGGGAGAUUGUUGUGAGGAACCCUUCUCUAUUAUGCGUGAAAACAACCCGCACUUUGAGUUCUAUGAGGUUGAGGGUGGCACCCAUCAUGUCCAUCUUCACGCCGCAGAGGAGUGCGCCCGGUAUAUAGUGCCCUUCAUUCGGCAUCAUCGACCUCCGACUUUGACUUCUUGGUCUCUAGCUGGCAAGGAGCAGAAACUAAGCUUAAAUGAUAAACGUAAGGUUCAGGAGAGAUUCUUUGAACGGAGUAAAAAUAAACGCAGCAAACUGUAAGAUA